AUGGGCCAGAAUGCUCUUCCUACUUUUGUGAACUUGCAAAGAAGGGGUGUUAAUCUUUGUGAUAUUUGUCCAGCUUGUGGGAAGGAGCUUGAAUCGAAUUUCCAUGUUUUUGUUAAGUGUGAAGUGGCUAGGAGAGUGUGGAGUUGUUGGGUAGAUAGUCUAGUUAAUUUGCUGAAUGUAAUUAUGGAUAUUAUAGAUAUUGCUAUGAAAAUAGUUGAAUCGGAUUGCUCUCAAGGCUUGGCUCGGACAGAAGGGAAGUGGAUAGCGCCUCCUCCAGGAUUUUUCAAGAUCAAUGUUGAUGGUGCCAUAUCUGAAAAUGAAAGGAACUCAAGUGUGGGAGUAGUUAUAAGGGAUGUAGUUGGUAAUGUUCAUGUUGAUUGUUGUAAAUAUCUUCAGGGUCAAUAUUCGGUGGAGGAAGUUGAAGCGAUGGCUAUGGAGUGUGGUCUAAUUCUUUCCAAAGAGCAAAAGCUAUCUCAUAUCAUCUUGGAAUCUGAUGCACUAACAGCUGUUACUAGUGUCACAGCAGUUGAAACAAAUGGUUGUCUUGGUUAUGUGUAUCAGGGGAUUCGUAGUUUGUUUUCUUCGUUUAGUAGCUAG
This is a messenger RNA of Quercus lobata, 597 nucleotides long. RefSeq lists its product as uncharacterized. Lineage: Eukaryota; Viridiplantae; Streptophyta; Magnoliopsida; Fagales; Fagaceae. The record is from RefSeq and is a predicted model, not a curated record. The transcript is spliced from 2 exons. Gene Ontology annotation, molecular function: nucleic acid binding; RNA-DNA hybrid ribonuclease activity. Bases 1 to 597 code for a protein of 198 amino acids.